AUGACAUCAAAGACUUGCAAGUUCUUCCUAACUUGGUGGCUAACCCAGCAGGUGACUGGCCUGACAGGGCCUCCCAUGCUAGACAUGGCUCCCAAUGCAUUUGAUGAUCAGUAUGAGGGCUGUGUCGAAGAAAUGGAGAAAAGGGCACCCCAACUAUUACAAGAAGACUUCAACAUGAAUGAGGGAUUAAAGCUUGAGUGGGAAAAAGCAGAGAAACAAUGGGAGGAUAUAAAAAGUAGUAUGAGUUAUCCUGAAGGUUUCCGUGAUACCCAUGGAACAGCUCUAGUUGCCUACACUGGGAACCUUGCUAUAGAUUUUAACAGAGCUGUUAGAGAAUUCAAGAAAAAUCCAGAUAACUUCCACUACAAAGGCUUCCAUUACUACUUAACAAGAGCUCUGCAGCUUUUGAAUAACCAGGGUUGUCAUUCAGUUUUCCGAGGCUCUAAGACCGAGUUUCAUUACACUGGGAAGGGCUCUGUGCGCUUUGGGCAGUUCAGUUCUUCAUCCUUAUCUAAGAGUGUAGCUCUUUCCACAUCAUUUUUCAGUGUUCCUGGGACACUGUUUAUCAUCAGAACCUGCCUGGGGGUUAAUAUCAAAGAAUUCUCCUCAUUCCCUCGUGAAGAGGAGGUGUUAAUUCCAGGCUAUGAAGUAUAUCACAAAGUCACAACACGACAUGAAAAAGGGUACAACCAAUUUUUUCUGGACUCCCCGCAAAGGAAGAAGAGCAACUUCAACUGUUUCUAUAAUGGUCCUGCUGAAAUAGACAAUAUUCAUUUCAUCAUCUCAGGAUCCAGAGAGAGCUGUAUAUCCCUGUUCCUUGUAGUUCUCCUCGGUCUUCUGGUCCAGCUGCUUGCUCGUGCAGAGCUGUAG
Messenger RNA from Arvicanthis niloticus (Nile rat), 870 nucleotides. RefSeq names its product T-cell ecto-ADP-ribosyltransferase 2-like. The record is from RefSeq and is a predicted model, not a curated record. Lineage: Eukaryota; Metazoa; Chordata; Mammalia; Rodentia; Muridae. Gene Ontology annotation, molecular function: NAD+-protein-arginine ADP-ribosyltransferase activity; NAD+ poly-ADP-ribosyltransferase activity.